Messenger RNA from Exserohilum turcica Et28A, 928 nucleotides. RefSeq lists its product as uncharacterized. The record is from RefSeq and is a predicted model, not a curated record. Bases 1 to 906 code for a protein of 301 amino acids. The transcript has a single exon. NCBI's taxonomy places the organism in Eukaryota, Fungi, Ascomycota, Dothideomycetes, Pleosporales, Pleosporaceae. Gene Ontology annotation, cellular component: cytoplasm.
AUGUCCUCUCUCCAAGACAACAUCCGCCAAACCCUCGACAAACUCCUCCCCAGCAUAAAAAAACAACACCAAGAAGCGCCACACGACCCCAUCAUCCUAGGCAUCACGGGUCUCCAGGGGUCCGGGAAAUCCACAUGGGCAUCUACUCUCGUCAAACUGCUAUCCACCGAGCACGGCUUAUACACGGUAACUGUCUCGCUGGACGAUUUCUACAAGACACACGAGGACCUGGUAGCGCGGCGCGACAAAGACGCAAAUAACAAGCUAUAUCGCACGCGGGGCCAACCGGGCACCCACGACGAACAGCUCGCCGCCAAAUUCUUCCAAGACCUAAAAAACUACGCCACACAGCCUACCCAGCGCCCGCUGCGCAUCCCCCGCUUCGACAAGAGCCGCUUCAACGGCGCGGGCGACCGCGCCCCAGAAGCCCAAUGGCCAACUAUAUCCCAGGCGCCUGCCGUCGUCGUCUUCGAGGGCUGGUGUCUGGGUUUCCAACCGCUACCUCUAUCCGCGCUGCAGCAAAAACACGCCCUGGCCCAGCAACACAAACUACCCGUCAACACGCCCGCCCAGCACGACAUCUCGCACCUAGCCGAAGUCAAUGAGAAUCUCAGACGCUACUGCGACACGUUCAUGGGGCCCCGCCAUUUCCACUUUUUCAUCCACAUCGACACGAGUGACUUGCGCAAUGUGUAUGCGUGGCGUGCUGAGCAGGAGCACAGGUUGAUUGAGGAGAGGGGUCAGGGCAUGUCGGAUGAGGCUGUUAGACAGUUCAUAGAUGGGUAUAUGCCGAGUUAUGAGAUUUAUCUGGAUGAGUUGCGCAAGUGGUUUUUUGAAGAUGCGGGGAGGAUGGUGAGGGUUGUGUUGGAUGCGGAGAGGAGGGUUGAGCGGGUUGAGGUGCUGUAGGUGUGGUUGUGGCUGUGGUGCU